AUGGAUCACGAGAAGAUACAGUUGGAUGUUCCAAAGAAGGAAACGUCCGCUGCAUCCGUCACUGGAUCGGUCGAAACGAUUCUCGAGCCCAUUGGCACCAAGGGCAGCUUUGGUGAAGCUGACGGCAAUGCAGUAGAUGUCGAUGCUGCCAAAACCGAAUAUGAAGAGCUUAAGCGUGAAUUAUCUCGUAUUAGCCGACAGGCCACUAGCACUGAUGGUCAAGUCGAAGCUGGUGCUGUUGAAGAAUUCAACCUCGAUCAAUUCCUUAACGGCAUGAUGCAAGACUCCCAAAACGCAGGCCAAAAGCCCAAGCACUUGGGUGUAAUCUGGAAGGAUUUGACAAUUGAGGGUCUUGGUGCUGAUGCUCAUACCAUCCCUACUGUCAUCAGUGGUAUCCUCAAUGUCCUUCAAUUCUGGAAGUUUUUGGGUAUUGGUGUCAAGUCUACCACAAAGACCAUCUUGCAAGGCCUUAAUGGUUGUGUGCGUGAUGGUGAAAUGUUGCUUGUUCUUGGUCGCCCUGGAGCUGGUUGUACAUCCUUUUUGAAGUUGAUGUCCAAUCAAAGAGCAUCCUACACUCGUAUUGGUGGUGAAGUCAGCUAUGGUGGCAUUGAUCACAAGACUUUUGCAAAGCACUAUCGGGGUCAAGUUGUUUACAACGCCGAAGAAGAUCAACAUUAUCCCACUCUUACCACUCGCCAAACUCUGCAAUUCGCCCUUCGUUGUAAGACUCCUGGUGCACGUCUUCCUAAUGAGACCAAGAACGACUUUGUUGAGAAGAUCAUUUACUUGCUUGGCAACAUGCUCGGCCUUACCAAGCAAAUGCCCACUCUUGUUGGUAACGCAUUUGUCCGUGGUCUCUCUGGUGGAGAGAGAAAACGCCUGUCCAUUGCAGAAGUUAUGACGACACAAAGCUCUAUAAACUGCUGGGAUUGCUCCACUCGUGGUCUUGACGCUGCCUCUGCCCUCGAUUACGUUCGUUCGUUGCGUAUCAUGACCGACGUUUUCAAGAAGACAACCUUUGCCACCUUGUACCAAGCAUCCAACAGCAUCUACGACUUGUUUGACAAGAUCUUGUUGCUUGACGAAGGUCAUCUUAUCUUUUUUGGACGUGCCGAAGAGGCCAAGCCUUACUUUGAGAACCUUGGUUUCUAUUGUCCUCCUCGCAAGUCGACUCCUGAUUUCUUGACUGGUCUUUGUAAUCCUUUGGAACGUGAGAUCAAGCCUGGUUUCGAGAACACUGUGCCCAAGCAUGCUUCCGAAUUUGAGCAAGUCUACUACAAAUCCGAUGUCUACAAGCGUAUGAUGGAAGAUCUUCACGACUUUGAGGCUCAAGUCAACAAUGAAAAGCCAUCCGAAUUGUUCAUGGAAGCUGUUCGUGAAGAACAUCAAAAGCGUGCUCCCAACAGCGCUCCCUACACCUCAAGCUUCUUCCAACAAGUCCGUGCCCUCACUAUCCGCCAAUAUCAUCUUUUGAUCAAGGAUUAUCCCGCUCUUAUCUCUCGUUAUGGUACAAUUCUCAUUCAAGGUCUUAUUACCGCUUCUUGUUUCUACAACAUCCCUCUCACUGGUACCGGUGCCUUUUCGCGUGGUGGUGCCAUUUUCUUUUCGGUUCUUUUCAAUGCUUUCAUCUCUCAAUCUGAAUUGGUCAACUUUAUGAUGGGUCGUCCCGUUCUUGAAAAGCAAAAGCAUUUUGCCAUGUUCAGACCAUCCGCUUUCUACGUCGCUCAAGUCAUCAUGGAUAUUCCCUAUGCCAUUGUUCAAGUCUUGCUCUUUGAGAUUUGCGCCUAUUUCAUGAUGGGUCUUAAGCUUGAAGCUGGUGCAUUCUUUACGUUCUUUGUUACCUUGUUCUUCGUCAACAUGAUGAUGAACGGUUGCUUCCGUAUGUUUGGUGCCGUUACUUCAAGUUUCUUCUUUGCCACUCAAUUCUCUGGUGUCAUUCUUAUUGCCCUUGUUACAUACACUGGUUACAUCAUCCCCUAUCCUUCCAUGCAUCCUUGGCUCUUCUGGAUUUACUGGAUGAACCCCUUGGCAUAUGGUUACAAGAAUCUUUUGAUCAACGAAAUGAAGGGUCAAGUGUAUUCUUGCGAAGGUCCUGGCAAUGCUGUUCCAUAUGGUCCUGGCUAUGAUGAUUGGAACCACAAGGUGUGCACUAUGACUGGUGGUGUCCCAGGCCAAAACUUUGUCCUUGGUGAUGAAUAUCUCAAGCAACAGCUUAGCUAUGAGCCAUCCCAAAUGUGGGCUCCUGAUUUCAUUGUGGUCGUCGCCUACUUUUUGCUUUUCACUGCCGUCUGUGCUCUUGCCAUGGAAUUCUUGCACCCUGAAAAGGGCGGUACUUUGAUCAAGGUUUAUGCUCCUGGCAAGGCUCCCAAGCCCCGUACUGAUGCUGAAGAAGAUGAACGUCGCCGCCGCCAAGCUGAGAUCACCUCCAAGAUGGAUUCUAUCUCUACUGGUACCACAUUCUCCUGGCAACAUGUGAACUAUACGGUGCCUUUCAAGGGUGGCCCUCUUCACUUGCUUAAUGAUAUUUCUGGUAUUGUCAAGCCUGGCCAUUUGACUGCAUUGAUGGGUUCUUCUGGUGCUGGCAAGACCACGUUAUUGGAUGUACUCGCCAAACGCAAGACCAUUGGCAAGGUUGAAGGAAGAAUUUACUUGAACAAUGAAGCCUUGAUGAGCGAUUUCGAACGUAUCACUGGUUACUGUGAGCAAAUGGAUAUCCACCAGCCCGCUGUCACGGUGCGUGAAGCAAUGCGUUUCUCUGCCUAUUUGCGUCAAGAUGCCGAUGUUCCCAAGGCCGAGAAGGAUGAAUACGUUGAACAAAUCAUUCAAUUGCUCGAGAUGGAGGAUAUUGCCGAUGCUCAAAUUGGUGAUGUCGAUCAUGGUAUUGGUAUCUCUGUUGAAGAACGCAAGCGUCUUACUAUCGGUAUGGAAUUGGUUGCCAAGCCCAAGUUGCUCUUUUUGGAUGAGCCCACUUCUGGUCUUGAUUCCCAAUCCUCUUUCAACAUUGUCCGUUUCAUUCGCAAGCUUGCUGAUGCUGGUUGGCCCGUGUUGUGUACUAUCCAUCAACCUUCGGCUGUUUUGUUUGAACACUUUGAUCACUUGUUGUUGCUUGUGCGUGGUGGUAAGACCGCUUACUAUGGCGAGAUUGGCAAGGAUGCUGCUACUAUGAUCGAUUACUUUGAAUCCAACGGUGGUCCCAAGUGCUCUCCUGAUGCUAACCCUGCCGAGUAUAUCUUGGAAGUCGUUGGUGCUGGUACCGCUGGCAAGGCUACACGUGAUUGGGCUGAGAUUUGGGCAAAGUCUCCUGAGGCUCAAGCCCUCCAAGAAGAACUUGAACAAAUCCAUGGUAGUGCUGAUCAAAACCCUCAACGCAAGUCUCUCAGCUAUGCCACCAAUUACCUUACUCAAUUCAAGCUUGUCUUUAAGCGUAUGACUCUUGCUUAUUGGCGUUCUCCCGAUUACAACAUUGGCCGUUUUGUCACCAUUAUGUGUACCUCGCUUAUCAAUGGUUUCACUUUCUGGAAGAUGUCGACUACUUCAUCCGAUUUACAAAACCGUCUCUUUGUGUUGCUCGGCACUUUUAUCAUGGCAUUCACCCUUAUCAUUUUGGCUCAACCCAAGUUUAUGACCGAACGUCUCUAUUUCCGUCGCGAGUAUGCAUCCCGUUUCUACAGCUGGUUGCCAUUUGCCAUUUCUUCGGUCCUUGUCGAGAUCCCAUACAUCAUCUUUUAUUGUGCAUGCUUCAUGGGUGGUAUCUAUUGGACAGCUGGCUUGAUGAACACUCCCGAAGCUUGUGGUUUCUUCUACAUCAUGUUGGUUGGUUUCGUCUUUUGGGCUGUCACUCUUGGUUUCGUCAUUGCCGCCAUCUCUGAAUCACCCGUCAUGGCCUCUGUUAUCAACCCAUUGAUCAUUUCCAUGCUUAUCUUGUUCGCUGGUAUGAUGCAACCUCCUUCUGCUAUGCCCCGCUUUUGGUCCGCUUGGAUGUAUUGGCUUGAUCCUUUCCAUUACUACAUUGAAGGUUUGGCCACCAACGAAAUGGAGCACAUUACUGUCGAGUGCAGUGACCGUGAUCUCAUCAAGUUCGCUCCCCCCAGCGGUCAAACUUGUGGUCAAUACAUGGCCAAUUACUUGAACAACGGAGGACCCGGUUAUAUUGUUGAUGACAAUGCCACCGACGAAUGCGCCUACUGCAACUACAAGAGCGGUCCUGAAUACUACUCGAUUACUUAUCAAUGGGAUGCUGCCAACAAGUGGCGUGAUCUUGGUAUUAUCUUUGCAUUCUUCGUUUUCAACGUCCUCCUCUUCAUUGGCCUCUGCUGGUGGAAGCGUAAGGGAAGACGUUAA
This is a messenger RNA of Lichtheimia ornata, 4341 nucleotides long. RefSeq lists its product as uncharacterized. Lineage: Eukaryota; Fungi; Mucoromycota; Mucoromycetes; Mucorales; Lichtheimiaceae. Gene Ontology annotation, cellular component: membrane. Gene Ontology annotation, biological process: transmembrane transport. The record is from RefSeq and is a predicted model, not a curated record. Gene Ontology annotation, molecular function: ATP binding; ABC-type transporter activity; ATP hydrolysis activity. The coding region runs from base 1 to 4341 and encodes 1446 amino acids. The transcript is spliced from 8 exons.